AUGGCGACGGAGGCUACCACCGUGUUCAAAGUGAUGAACCAAGAGUUCGUGAAACUCGAUCGAUUUGACGGCACAAACUUCAACCGCUGGAAGGACAAGAUGUUGUUCCUCCUUACUGUCUUAAAUGUCGCGUACGUUCUGGACCCGAACCUGCAACCCUUGGAGGAUCCCGCCCCCGAUGCAACCCCCAAGGAAAUCGCAAAGGUGGCCGAACUCAAGAAGAAGCGUGAGGAAGACAAAUUCACAUGUCGUGGACACAUCCUCAACACUUUGUCCGAUCGACUGUACGAUCUUUACAUGUCGAUGCAGUCCCCGAUGGAGUUAUGGAAAGCUCUUGAGGAGAAAUACAACACCGAGCGGCAAGGUACCGAUAAAUUUUUAAUGAUGAAGUAUUUCGAAUUCAAAAUGCUCGAUAGUGUCCCUAUCAUGGAUCAAGUCCAUGAACUACAAAUCCUUGUAAGCAGGCUUCGUGACCUAAAAGUUAUUAUUCCAAAAUCGCUACAAGUCGGGGCUAUCAUCUCAAAGUUACCUUUGUCUUGGAACAAUUACCGGAAGAAACUCCUGCAUAUGACGGAGGACUUCACUGUGGAGAAAAAACUUAGGCAUUUGCAUAUUGAAGAGGAAAUUCAGAAGCGCGAUGCAAUGUAUCUUCCCCAAGGUUCUAAAGUGAACCAUGUGAGUGAGUCCAAGAACUCUCGGAAAGGCAAGCGAAAGGCCACAUCCGAGACCGAGGACAAGCAAGACAAGAAGAGAAAGUCUCGCAAUCGCUACCAUUGGAAUAAGAAAGGGCACUACAUUAAGGAUUGUAAACUUCUCAAAAAGGAGAAAGAUGCCACAACUUCCAAAGCCAAUAUGGUUGAGGACAUGGACUUAGUGGCCAUGGUUACGGGAGGAAUCGAGAGCUUAGAGAUUGAUAUGAUUACCGAACUCAACAUAGCCAUGACCGAUAAGUCCUAUAAUUGGUGGCUCGACUCCUGA
Messenger RNA from Punica granatum (pomegranate), 978 nucleotides. Lineage: Eukaryota; Viridiplantae; Streptophyta; Magnoliopsida; Myrtales; Lythraceae. The record is from RefSeq and is a predicted model, not a curated record.